AUGGCUAACAACGAUCUACUGAAAUGGGUCACUAGCGAUGUGGAUUUCUACGAGCUGCUAGGAAUUUCGUUUGAGCAAUGCACAGAAUCCGAGUUGCGGCGCGCAUAUCGAAAGACCGCACUCAAAUACCAUCCCGAUAAAGUUGGCAAAGAUUUCGAUCCAGAAAAAUACGAGUUAUUCCAAGCAGCGAAUGAUGUUCUUGCCGAUGUAGAGCUGAAGGCGAAAUAUGACAGCCAUCGACAUGCCAAAAUACAACGACAGAGGGCGAAUGAGCUGUUCGAGGGAAAGAGGCGGACGAUGAAGGAAGAGCUGGAGGCCCGAGAACGAGGUGGCCUAUCUACGGCUGGUACCAAGAGACCUAGGGAAGACGAUGCGCAGAGCGAGAUGCAGCAGGAACUCAGACGGCUGGCCGAAGAAGGCAGAAAACGAAGGGCGGCGAGGGUGUCGAUGAUGUCCGAGAAUAUCAGAGUCGAUGUCGCUUCCUCUCCAGUGCCACCAACUUCGCAAAAAGAAAAGGCCCCAAAAGCAGAAGAGCAACCACAAGAAGAAGAGGAUGAAGUAGAGAGAUUGGAGCGCAUGAUACGAGAAGCAGAACAAGCCAAGGCCAAGCGGAAAGCAGAGAAGAAAGCUAGGAAAAGCAGUAUCUUCGUGCCUGCUGACUCGCCGUUUGUAGGCUCAGCGGCAAAAAAGGAACCAAAAUUGGCAGAUGAGGCUACAGCUACACCUAUCAAACGCCCCGAUAUAUUCAAAGGAUUGAAAGCUGACGAGAAAUCUUCAGCAUCUCCCAAGUUCUCCUUCUCACCUGGCACGCCUAAGAAUGACUUUGCAGCGACUAUGGUGAGGCUCAAAGCAGCGGAGAAGCAGAGAUUAGAAGAGGAGAUUCGCCAGAGCGAGGCCGAGACGGCGCAAUAA
Messenger RNA from Venustampulla echinocandica, 912 nucleotides. RefSeq lists its product as uncharacterized. The transcript has a single exon. Gene Ontology annotation, biological process: spliceosomal complex disassembly. The record is from RefSeq and is a predicted model, not a curated record. The coding region runs from base 1 to 912 and encodes 303 amino acids. NCBI's taxonomy places the organism in Eukaryota, Fungi, Ascomycota, Leotiomycetes, Helotiales, Pleuroascaceae. Gene Ontology annotation, cellular component: spliceosomal complex.